This is a messenger RNA of Sitophilus oryzae (rice weevil), 4299 nucleotides long. RefSeq names its product folliculin-interacting protein 1. The transcript has 11 exons. Lineage: Eukaryota; Metazoa; Arthropoda; Insecta; Coleoptera; Curculionidae. Bases 458 to 3901 code for a protein of 1147 amino acids. Gene Ontology annotation, molecular function: ATPase inhibitor activity; protein-folding chaperone binding. The record is from RefSeq and is a predicted model, not a curated record. Gene Ontology annotation, cellular component: cytoplasm.
GGGAAAGUAAACAUCUUUUUUUAUUUAUUUAGAUAAUACAUUUGUUAUCUAAAAAUAAAUACUGUUUAAAAAUAACUAUUUUUCCAACUUUGAACUACACUUUCUUGAAGCUCGAAUUAAGAGGUAUAUUUGGAUAUUUUCAUCAAAGUAUAUGGGACUUCCUACAAAUAUUCCUGUAUGAUUUUUAUUUCUAUUCUAUCCAUUAUUUGGUUACGCAAAGAAAGUUGGUCAUCCAUCAUUUGAUAGACGAUUGCGUAGGUAUUCUCAAAUUUAAACAUUCCAAAUGGUUUAGAGUCUAAGCGAGACUGACCUGUGUGAUCCGUCGAGAGAGAUAAAGUAUAUCAUAUGACUUCAACCGCACGUGAUUUUUAUUUAUUGUUUUCACUCUGACUUGGUAUGAGGCAAAACUCGUGCCGCCUUGGCUACUCAUGAAUGUGACUAGUGGAACGUAUAUGCUAUGGCUUUAUUUAAUAAACUAUUUCCAAGGGAUAAAGCUACACAAUCAAAAACUCACGAAGAUAAUGUCAGCCACAAAAGUCCCACAUUCAGUACAGACCAAAUACGCAUUGUUCUAUUUAGAGAAUGCGAUUUUCGUGGUAGGAAACUACUGUUUGACUCCAACGCUACUGAAAAAAUUCCAGUGGACAAGGCGAACCAAGAUAAAACCUUUGUCGAAGUUACCAAUGGAUUCGGAUAUCUUAUCUCCAAUCAAAAAUCCGAUUAUCAUCAACUCUCAGAGAUGAUAUUUGGAUCGGUAGCAAUGAGCUUCCAGGGUAGUUAUUUUAAAAUACAUCAUUUAAGUGACCCUUCCAGACUAAUGUUUACACAUGUUUUUCAAAGUCCUCACACUCGAAAACAGAGAAUGUCCACUUCAAGCCAACCUUCUCGUCUGUCAGUACCAAGCAGCUUUGAACAUUCCAUUAGACUAGACGAUUCUGGUACGAGCAGCACUUUCUCUACAAGCGAACAGCUUUCAGAUAGAAGUACAGCCUCAGAUACAAUUCUAGUAUGUAGAAGAUUACAAAGUAGCCCGUUGGAUGUCCCUAGACGACUAGUAUCCAGUAUUUCCAAAAACAGUUUAGUGGUCGAUUCUGGUUGCGCAGAUCAUUCAUUUUCCAGUGUCAGUACCGGACCCAUAAAUUUUUCAACGUGGGAAUCAGUGUUUUCCUCUCUUGAUUCUCCCGGACGGUCAUUUUCGUCGUGUUACGCAUUUAAGAAGUUGCUGAGAAAUUCGACCAGAUCUUUAAAGCAGAGUUCGACGUCUUUGCCGAGUUCAUCAGAGGAAGUGUUGCGUAAGAGCCACCAAAGAGUUAGCAAAUUAGGAUUGAGUAUAGUUGUAGACACACCAGCUGAAAAUAAAGACUUUUUGACUUUGUUCUUUAUGGAACACAUAGCUCUUCUCGACGCCAUCGUUUGGAGGACUCGCCAAUCCAUCGAAUUGGCCUACCACCGACCAAACAUUUUCAUAUCUUCAAUGGUGAACAUAGCUCAAACUACCGCUUGGGGUCUGGUUAACUUGUUGAACGCUCCCCGCAUCCUUAUCAAUCUGUGGCACUGUUUAUCCACGGAUUGUGAUAACCGAACCAGUAUUAACGCGUCAGUGCCGAAGUUUAAUUGUCAGAACUUUAUUUCUUGUCGGAACGAGAAAACUGUCGCGAAUGUGGCGCCGUGGAGUGAGAAUAAGACGAACUUUAACGGAUAUUCGAAGUUGAUAAGAACUGACGUUUUUAAUUUUAAUUUGACGAACUUUCUCAGGACUGACUCGGAAAAAAACGGCAAACGUAGCUUAGAUGGAGACUGUUUCAUUGGGGAAAAGUUUCUAAAGGAGUUUUGCGAGUUAAUAGAAGUUUAUGAUGUAAAGAAUACGAAUUUCUUUAUAAGUACGUUACUAACGGCGGUUCUCACUCAUCAUUUGGGAUGGGUUACAACGGUUUGCUCGUCCGAUGAUGGUACCAUUAUCUCUAAGCAACCUUACAAUGCUCUCUGGGGACAACUAAUUGAUCUAUACGGCGCCGUCGGAUAUCCUGCCAAGACUGCGCAAACAGUAAUUACAGGAACAAACAAAAAUCACGUCAUAACAAAAAUCCUCAAUUCUCUUACAUACUUCAUUCGAUUCAAUACAGUAGAAAGAAAAAAUCUGGAGCGAGUUAACGUGGAUGCAGAAAAUAGUUAUGCUGAAAUGAUCUGCAGUAAUAACAAUUGCAUUCCGAAGGAGUACUAUAAAAGGUAUGAAGAUCAUUUGAAGGAAAUGUUGCCUGAUUGCGCUUCUAGUUCUUAUUUAAGUAAGAAAACCGAAGAAGCGUUUGAACCUCUUAGGAGGGGUAGUAGACUGAAUUUCAGUGAUGUAGAAGAUGAGAAACAUUCAAGUUUUUUGAAAUCAAUGAACCGUUUGAAAAAAGUAAAGACUCGAGUUAACCUCUCCGAAAUCGUUCUUAAAAAUGAAGUUGAUCCACACGCUGAAGGUUUUCAAGAUGAUGGCAGACUUUUGAGGAGAUUAUCUACAGUUUUGAGUGAGAACUUGAGAGAAGAGACAAUUGAGGAUGAGCCUAGUAAAGAAAAUUUAGAAAAAUUAAACACAUCCCAACUAGAGAAAAAGACUGAACUGGAGAAACAGGGUAAUUGUGAUAUAAAUCAAAAUAUCGUGAGAGAUAAAUCGAAUGUAAUUUUUGUACUGGGAGAAGAUGAAAAAUUGGUAGGGAUCAAAAAAGAAGAAGCUCAGACUGAGUUAAACAUUGCUUCAGGUGCCAAAAGAAAAGUCUCAACUACCAAGCGACCAUCUUCUCUUAGUUUAGUUAAAAUGUAUCCUGAGACAUCUAAAAGAACAGAAACCAAAUCAACCGAUUUUUCCAAAACGGAUAAGCGAUGUCUGAUAUCUAGCUCGUCAUUUGAGUCGCUUUGCCUAGAUGAAAAGAAAUAUAAUAUACAAAACACUGCUCCAAAAAAUGUUUUAAGAGCCCAAAGUGAGCCACCAGAAAACAAAAAAUUAACUAAUCCAAAAUAUCCGUAUUCACAAGUUAAAUUCAAUCUUCAACAAUAUCCACAGGUUGUUAAAAACUACAUGAAGAGCAAAAACAUUGAAUUAGAAGGAUUGUCAUUGGGGGAAAAGGUGUUUGACAAAUUUGCAACUGUUCAGCAUAAUGUCAGUUUAGAUUUUUCUGGAUACGAGAGCGAUUCUGAGCAGGUUGAAGGACUACAAACGCCAUCCAACGCUUCCGAAAUGGAGUUUACAACUGAUAUGUGCAUAGAAGUAGGAGGAGACAAAGCCAAAGAAGCAACUAAAGUAGAGUGUGUUGGAAGGAUGAUGAAGUUAAUCAGCAUUCCCAUGCCAAAAACAAUAACUAAAGAUGAAUUUGAACCAUCUGUUCCAUACCCAUCUACAGUAAUGAAAGGGCUUGUGGAAAACUACAUUCCAGAUAUGGUUUUACAAGGAACAACCAGUCGAAAAACUGAUUGGGAGUCUAAACUGAAGAGAAAUUUAACAGGUCACACUCAACAUUCCUUAUUAGAUCAACCUGUGGAGGAAUCUUUGGCUAUUGUAGCUAACAUUGAUGAUUGGGAAGUUCAACUAAUAUCUAGUCAUACAUACAUUAUUGACAAAGGGUCAAGUGGUGUUAGAAUUGGGAUGUCUCAGUUGGUGUCAAGUAUGCUUGAAUCUCUUUUGCAGAUGUGGAAGUCACACAUUCCUGCUCAACACUGUCUUCUCCAUUUGGAGCAAAAACUUCAGGAGCUGUGCUUAAGGUCUAGAGCUUUAGCUGAAGUGCUGUUGGCUAGCGAGUUCUGUAACAUCGAGCUGCUAACGUCAGCUCUAAAAGUGGAAGUUAACGAUGUGCCUCUAUUACUAGCUGUCGCUUCAACCCAUUCGCCUGAAGUUACGGAAAAAUAUGGAGUUAGCUUUCAGUAAUUCAAGCCCAGUUAUUAGCUUUGUUGUACAAAUUGUGAUUAACUGUUAUGUAAGGUUACUAUAAUAUUGUUAAAUACUAAAGAAAACGUUCUGAAUCUUAUAUAAUAACGAAUAUUUUUUAUCUGACUAGAAUAAGUUUUGUAAAUUAUUUUAAGUUACUUGUUUUAAGUAAUUUAUGUUGGAUUAUUCCAGGAUAUGUUUAAAGUUAAUUGUAAUAACAGUUGAGUGAGUGUCUCUUGUUAAAAGUUUUAUUAUAAUUUAUUUUGUAUUUAUAUUCGACCUUUAUAAUGUUCCUUCUGUCAUUUUAUGAUAGGGUAUAUCAAAGUUAUACGAAUCAAAUUAAAGAGAUCUGUUAUAUUGUUUAUAUUUUUUUAUUUGAAUAAAUGAAUGUUAAAAUA